GUGUCAUACCCGAAUGAGUUCACAACAGAGAGAUUUGCCUUUGUUUUUAUCACACGCUCUUUUGUAUUUUCGAAAGUGUAUCGCGUUGUACCAUACGAAAACUCAUACUUUUGGACGUAUUGCUCGGUUAGUGAUAAGAUGUUUCUUUGCUGCCAUAAGCUGAUCGUGUCUGGCGAUAGUUAUCAUUAAUUCAACUCGUAAAUGUCAUCCUUGACUCAAGAGAGAGUUGCCUCUUAGAGAGGAACUCUUUAUUCAAAAUGAGCCAGUUCUUCCAGCAUUGUGCAGAGCUCUGUUGAGAUCAACUCGCAUGGCCGCUGUUAAGUUCAUCUUGGCCGUCACCAGCGGUAACCUGGAAGGCGUACAGAUCUUGUUGAACAACGACAAAAACAAUGAUCUUGUCAAUUAUUGCGCAGAAGAUGGCAACACUCCGCUCAUUUACGCGUGCGCUCAUGGUCGCGAAAGCAUUGUUCGCUUCUUGCUGAGCAAGGGCGCCAAUCUAACUUCGGAGACGUCAACAAAUGUUUACGGUUGGUCUCCAUUGAUGGUUGCCUCUUAUUACGGCCAUUUAAAAAUCGUCAACCUUUUAUUACAACAGAGCGCGGACUGUGACGUUGUUAGUCACUGCAAUCGGCUGUUCGCAAUGGCAUUGCAUUGUGCUGCUCGAUGUAACCGUAUUCAAAUUGCCGAGUUGCUCAUAUCAAAAGGGGCGCUCGUCAAUAUCCCCAGUGAUAAGAUGGACAAGAGAUGUCACAGGUCCCCUCUAAUGGCCGCUGUUCAACACGGUCAUGACCAAAUGGCAUCGCUACUCCUAUCCCAUGGUGCUGCUGUUGAUUAUGGUGAUCCUUACACGGGCUGGACACCUCUUAUGCUUGCGGCAGCCAAUGGGCACAAGACCGCUGUCAAGAUAUUGUUGGAACGCGGCGCAGAUUGUAAUUUGGUUAACAAUCUUGGGCAGACCGCCUUAGCUAUUGCAAAGAGAAUGAGACGUAAAGAUAUUGAGAAUGAACUCAGACCUUGUACGUCCAGACGAGAGCAAAAUCCAGAAAGUUUGCUGGUCAAAUCCGUGGAUAUUGUCCUGGCAGCAAAAGCAGGGGACCUACAACAGAUACAGAGUAUGUCUUUGCAAAACGACUUCGAUGUAAAUGAGUCAAGGGAAGACGGGAGGACGCCAUUAAUGUGGGCUUCGAUUGGCAAUCACUUUCGUAUCGCUCUCUUCCUUGUAAAGAACGGAGCAGAUGUAAAUCUUCAGGAUAGCCAUCAUGGCUGGACGGCAUUAAUGUAUGCCAUUCACAAUAAUAACAAAAGCAUUGUUGGCCUGCUAGUACUAAAUGGCGCGAACAUCCAACUGGAGUCAUAUGACAAAAAGAUUCCUUUUGACCAAGCAACAGUCGUUGGUGAUUGUGAAGUAAUUCGUAUUUUGGGUGCUGCUUAUAGCCUCAACGGGGAAAAUGAAGAGAAAGCGAAGAGAAAUGCCAGUUGGAAUUAUCUCUUAAAAACACUGCAGAAAAACUUGUUUGAAGAUAAUAUCAACUUGUUAGUUCGAUGCAACACAGCAACGAAAGAAUUGCAAUUUUUGGACUUAUGUGAAAAUGGCAAGCAAGGUUUUAAGACGUCUUUGACUAAAAAAUUCAGCAAGCUUCAGUAUAAUUUUAACCGUACAAUGCAUUUGUUGAACAAGAGGCAACCCGUGAAACCGCAGACAUUGCGACCGCCGUCUCACGAAGCGCUUCAUCCAAUCAACGGCAAUCUCACCGGUAACUCGAUUUCAUUGACACGAGGAAGCAACGCGACAACAGAGGUAUCCGAAUCAACAACUACAACCAUAGACCUGACGGAUCCACUAAAGACCACGUUCUCGUAUUUCAAUGUUACUCAUUCAGACUAUUUCUUGGUACAGCCCCUGGCGGGUCCGUCCGUGAACGAAUGGAUUGGAGACAUUGUAGCACCCAUUGUGCCCCCCUUUACCCCUUCGACGACACGUGAUUUCAAUACGAAACAAAGAGAGCUCAUGGAUGCGUUACUCUCAACCUCGCCACAGGACGACCUCGAUGAAUAUCCCUACGGGUCAAAACAUAAAAAGGAUAAAAUACACCCGGGGACGAAUGGUCGCGUUCACAGUCGAACUCCAAAGCCUCCUGAUCUUCCGAAUCCCAAAAUGUGGCUAACUAAUGGCACAAACCUUGCACAUUCUCGUUUCAAGAUUGACGCCUUGUCUUACACUCCCCGAAUAUCACCGUCCCACGGCAAUGCUUCCACUUCUCAAAAACCUUUUUCAUUAUCUCCUGCACCUCCAUGCAAACCUCCUUCAAAACGAAAGGCAAACUCGCUUCCGAGAAUUGGCCGAACCUCCGUUAUUUCUACUUCCCAAGGUUCAUUUUCGAAAACGAUGUUCGAUUCUGGUUAUCCAGAGAUGAUGAAGGAUUUAUUGGAAAGGCUUUCACUACAACAGUACACCACCAUACUGGAAGAGCAACAGGUUGAUGUUAAGACGUUCUUGACGCUAAACGUGUCGGAUCUUAACGAAAUUGGAAUAAAAAAACAAGAGGAACAAGAACAGAUUUUAGCUGCAGUGCAGUUACUAAAAGGCCAACUAAGGGAAGGCGGAUCAAAUGCGUUAAAAACAGAAGCUUCAGUAUCGUGAAACCGUAGAUGGUAUUUUUCAACGAAUGGUUCUCCCAGGUUUGAAAAACACAGAAUAUGUCUUUGCGGACGAGUUGAGGUGAAAUGCAAGCUUAGAGUUUUCGAUAUUUCUCUGUUUGCAACGCAAUAUUGUUUAUAUUUUCUUGGAGGCUGUCUCGAAUUUUUCUAAUUUAUACAUAAGCGUUUCCAUAUUUCGCAUUUGCGAAACAAACUUCCUUUUGAAUUCCACAGUAAUGAUAGCUAUAACAAUCGCCAUAAUGUCAAAUAAUCUUUCCAUGAUCAUAUUUGUCAAUUAAUUGAAAUUGUGACGUGACGUACAACUUUGAGACCUUCUUUUGAGAUUUCAUUUUCUACAAAAUAUGACUUGUGAAGACAGAAAAAAUGAACAAUAUUUUGAAUAACCUAUUUUCAUUGUAAAAAGUAUAACACUCUUUGGCUUUUAUGUUUCGAUAAAUCUAAAUUGACAAAUGUUAGGGUUGUACCCGCUUAAGAGUUAAGGCAGAUUUAUAUAUUCUUCGCUCUUCUUUUAUAAAGAUAAAGAUUUUUUACCUUGCAGACUUGUAUUGUAUAGACUAACUAUUAGCAGUUUGUAAAACAUAAUUUUAACCCUACAACUGCCUGAGUGUUAUAAAGAGUUUUAUACCGUUUCUCUUUGACGUAAGAAAUUGGGGAAAAAUUGCAUCUUUUAGAUGCUCAUCGUAAUUCCAGCCUACGACGAAGCCUUUAUAAAUUGUAUUAAAUCGAUCGUGUUAGAUCCAAAUAAAAAUAAUUACAGUUAUGAAUAGUCAUUAGCUAUAACGGUAUUACUAAUACAGUUGCUAAUCUGUUUAUUAUAAUAACAAUUUACGUACAUUUGUUGCAUUA
This is a messenger RNA of Xenia sp. Carnegie-2017, 3504 nucleotides long. RefSeq names its product ankyrin repeat and SAM domain-containing protein 6-like. The transcript has 16 exons. Gene Ontology annotation, molecular function: protein binding. The record is from RefSeq and is a predicted model, not a curated record. Bases 308 to 2641 code for a protein of 777 amino acids. NCBI's taxonomy places the organism in Eukaryota, Metazoa, Cnidaria, Anthozoa, Malacalcyonacea, Xeniidae.